Messenger RNA from Cercocebus atys (sooty mangabey), 1997 nucleotides. It is a transcript of the gene NEK3, whose product is annotated as NIMA-related kinase 3. Bases 1 to 1482 code for a protein of 493 amino acids. Gene Ontology annotation, biological process: protein phosphorylation. The record is from RefSeq and is a predicted model, not a curated record. NCBI's taxonomy places the organism in Eukaryota, Metazoa, Chordata, Mammalia, Primates, Cercopithecidae. Gene Ontology annotation, molecular function: protein kinase activity; ATP binding. The transcript is spliced from 14 exons.
AUGCAGUUUGGGAGAGCCCAUGGUGACUGCGUGAGUGGAGCCCAGCUGUGUGGAUGCCCCAGCAUGGAUGACUACAUGGUCCUGAGAGUGAUUGGGGAGGGCUCCUUCGGCAGAGCUCUUUUGGUUCGGCAUGAAAGCAGUAAUCAGAUGUUUGCCAUGAAAGAAAUAAGGCUUCCCAAGUCUUUCUCUAAUACACAGAAUUCUAGGAAGGAGGCUGUUCUUUUAGCCAAAAUGAAACACCCCAAUAUUGUUGCCUUCAAAGAAUCAUUUGAAGCUGAAGGACACUUGUAUAUUGUGAUGGAAUACUGUGAUGGAGGGGAUCUAAUGCAAAAGAUUAAACAGCAAAAAGGAAAGUUAUUUCCUGAAGACAUGAUACUUAAUUGGUUUACCCAAAUGUGCCUUGGGGUAAAUCACAUUCACAAGAAACGUGUGCUGCACAGAGAUAUCAAGUCCAAGAAUAUCUUCCUCACUCAAAAUGGAAAAGUGAAAUUGGGAGACUUUGGAUCUGCCCGUCUUCUCUCCAAUCAGAUGGCAUUUGCUUGUACCUAUGUGGGAACACCUUAUUAUGUGCCUCCAGAAAUUUGGGAAAACCUGCCUUAUAACAAUAAAAGUGACAUCUGGUCCUUGGGAUGCAUUCUGUAUGAACUCUGUACCCUUAGGCAUCCAUUUCAGGCAAAUAGUUGGAAAAAUCUUAUCCUCAAAGUGUGUCAAGGGUCCAUCAGUCCUCUGCCAUCUCAUUACUCCUACGAACUUCAGUUCCUAGUCAAGCAGAUGUUUAAAAGGAAUCCCUCACAUCGCCCCUCGGCUACAACACUUCUCUCUCAAGGCAUCAUAGCUCGGCUUGUCCACAAGUGCCUACCCCCCGAGAUCAUCAUGGAAUAUGGUGAGGAGGUAUUAGAAGAAAUAAAAAAUUUGAAGCAUAAUACACCAAGAAAAAAAACAAACCCCAGCAGAAUCAGGAUAACUUUGGGAAAUGAAGCAAGCACAGUGCAAGAGGGAGAACAAGAUAGAAAGGGUAGCCAUACUGAUUUGGAAAGCAUUAAUGAAAAUGAAAGUGCAUCGAGAAGAGUAAACAGAGAAGAAAAAGGUAAUGAGUCAGUCCAUCUGAGGAAAGCCAGUUCACCAAAUCUUCACAGACGACAGUGGGAGAAAAAUGUACCCAAUAAAGCUCUUACAGCUUUGGAAAAGGCAUCCAUACUCACCUCCAGUUUAACAGCAGAGGAUGAUAGAGGUUAUAAAUUGGUAUAUUUUCUGUUAAUAUCUCCUGAAGGUACAGAAGGGUUCUUGAAAGGCCCCCUGUCUGAAGAAACAGAAGCAUCGGACAGUGUCGACGGAGGUCACGAUUCUGUCAUUUUGGAUCCAGAGCGACUUGAGCCUGGGCUAGAUGAGGAGGACACGGACUUUGAGGAGGAAGAUGACAACCCUGACUGGGUGUCAGAGCUGAAGAAGCGAGCUGGAUGGCAAGGCCUGUGCGACGGAUAAUGCCUGAGGGAGUGUUCCUGAGUCACACUGAGGAGAGGCUUCACUCAGGAGUUCAUGUUGAGAUGAUCAUGAGUUCAUGCGAUGUAUAUUUUCCUUUGGAAACAGAAUGAAGCGGAGAAAACUCUUAAUACUUAAAAUCGUUCUUGAUUAGUAUCAUGAGUUUGAAAAGUCUAGAACUCCUGUAAGUUUUUGAAUUCGAGAGAGAAGGUGUAGUGGAAUUACACCUUCCACUACAUUGGAAGUGUGUGAGCAUUGGGCUUUGCAGUCCCAUAGAACAGAAAUGGGAUGAUAGCCUGCCACUACCUACUUGUGUGAUUGUGGGAAAUUACUUAAUCUCUUCGAGCCCCAAUUUCCUUAACCAUAAAAUGAAGAUAAUAAUGCCUACCUCAGAGGGAUGCUGACUAUAGACCAUUACAGCAGCCCAUAUGUUAUUCACAUUAUGAUUUGUGUUUAUUAUUAUGUGACUCUUUUUACACUUCCUAAAGGCUUGAGAAUUAAAUAUAUUUAAUUUUGAU